UGCUUCACCCUCUCGGCAGCGCCGCCGUGUUGUUGUUUGUAUAGUGUGAGUGGCUCAGAGAGGCGUAACGUUUAAUGUUAGAGUUACACUGAGGACGUUUGCCGCCUUCUUUUCUCCCGCUGCAGUUUACCUCUAAAACAGUGUCCAGUAGCUGCUUGAGAGAUGUCCGACAGCUCCAGUGACACGGAGUCGUCCUGCGGAUGGACAGUCAUCAGUAAUGAGGGUUCAGAUGUUGAGAUGCUGGGACCGGAUAACGCCGGAGAGUGUGAGGAUGGAGCGGUUAGCCGUGCUCCAGAUGUACCUGAUGCCGAGCGAGGUGAGGAGAGUUUGGGAGAGUCUUCACUAGACCUCACACUGAGAGAGGAGGUGGAGCCGGCCCGAGAGGCGGCUGGAGAAGAACAUGUGAUCCUCAGCUCCUCCAGUCAGAACUCUGACAUCAUCACGCUGGCGGACUCUCGGGAGGCGGAGUCUGACUCGUGGGAGGAGCCUCUUGCUAAGGAGACGGAGGAGGAAGCAGGAAGUGAGGAGCUCUGUCUCGGAAGCCAGUACACGUUUAGAGAGUUGGAGACGAAUUCAGCUAUGCAGCGAGACGGCAGUAACGGCAGCAGUGAGGAUGAGGAUGAGGAUGAGGAGGGUGAGGUGAAGGCCAGUCCUGUGUUGAGGAGGCGCAGAGUGAGGAGGAGCUCCACCGGAUCAGAGCCUGGAGACUCACAGGAACAGGUGUUUGAGGAGAUGGGAGCUGCUCCCAUCAGCAGCACCCUGAACAAAUGCAUCCUGCUAGCGCUGCUCAUCGCCAUCAGCAUGGGCCUCGGACACUUCUACGGCACAGUCCAGAUUCAGGAAAGGCAGAGGAUCGUGGAACAGAGUCGCAUGAAUGAGCUGGAAACGCCGUGUAAGAGAGAGCUGGACGUUGUAAGUAAGGAAGUGGUUGAGAAUCUCAGAGAAGACCUUGAGGAAAAGCAAGGCAUGGUCAUGUCCCUCAUGAACGUCAUGGAUAAGAUAACUAAAGAAAACCAGCAUCUCAGAGUGAAACAGGAAGAGUUACAGGUCCAAAGACAAGAUUUAUACGUGCAACUGACGCAAACAAAAAGCCAAAUGGAGUCUCAGCAGAACGACCAGACCACAGAGAACCAGCUCCUUAAAGUCACUCUGGAGCGAGAAGAGGUGUCUCUGUCAGCCCUGAAGGACGAGCUGCGGUCCCUGCGGGGACAGAUACGAGAAUUAGAGGAGCGAGGGGCCCGGGCCGACUCCAUAGUGUCCGAGAACCAGCGACUGAAGGACCACUUACAGGAGGAGAAACAGAAAGUGCGCAGCUUCAUGAGCCAAAGAGAAGCGCUGAUGGCCGAAGCCCAGGAGCUGCAGAAGGAGCUCGAAAAAGAGCGUAAGGUGACCGACAAGCUCAAGGAGGAACUGGAGGAAAUGAGGAAAGAGGAGGAUGUCGAAGACAAGAUGGAAGAACUACAGGCGCGACUCCAGGAGCUCGAGAACAAGCUGAAGUUCGAGCAGCAGCGCUCCGAUCUUUGGGAGAGACUGUACGUGGAGUCGAAGGAGGAGAGAGCGAAGGGCGACCGGGAUGUGAAGACCAAGAUUUCCAAGGAUGGGAUGUUGGGAAAAGUGAAGGAAACCUUCGAUGCUGUGAAGAACUCCACUAAGGAGUUUGUGCACCAUCACAAGGAGCAGAUCAAGAAAGCCAAAGAGGCAGUGAAGGAAAACCUCCGCAAGUUUUCCGACUCUUUUAAAACAACUUUCAGGCAUUUCAAAGACUCGAAUAUCUUCGAUCGUCAAAAGAUGUUUCACCGCGACAAACCCGAGCAUCACUCGUUCCAGCGGGAGCAAGGAAACAUGCGCACCGAAGACUGGCAGCCGCAGAAACCUUUACAUCAUCGCAAAUCAACCUUCGACUCGUUUCACGCCGAUCACAACACACGCAAACCCAGCGCUCAGAGACCGCACGGCAUCAUGGGACAGAAAACGCCACUCAAAAGCUGUUCGGGAGUGUUCGACUGCGCCUAUCAGGAGUCCAUGACUCUAUUUAACAAAGCCAUGGAUCCCAUCCGAGCAGACGAGUUUAACGAGCUCCUACGCAGCUAUUUGCAGAAUAAAGUGGUGCAUUUCCACCACUGGAGGGAGCUGGAGAGCUUCAUCGCUAAUUUCUUCCUUAACGGCAUCUUCAUUCACGACCAGAUGCUGUUUACGGACUUCGUCAGCAGCGUUGAGGAUUACCUCGAGGAAAUGGAUGAAUAUCACCGCCUCAGCGACGACGUGUUCGACGAUCUGGAUGAUUACAUAUACCGCCACAUAUUUGGAGAUGCAUAUUUAAAAUAUUUUGUGCCGAGUCGACCCUUCGAAAGGCCAGGGUCGAAGGUCAAGGCGUGGCGUCACUGUCGGCAGCAUCCUCGUCCUCAAAGAACCAAGAAAUGGAGUCAAUCGGGGCGUGACCCUAACAGACAGUUCCCAGAUGUCAAAAUAGAGCUGGGUCCCAUGCCCUUCGAUCCCAAAUAUUAGAAGAAACAUUUGAGUUGUUCUCAAUAAUGCUCCUGUUGUGUUGGUUUUGUCUUGGAGAAGGUUCAAGAGAGCUUUGGGUUCACCUUUUCUGUGAUUUAGUUUAUUUUUUUGCACACGUGUUUCUCUAUCUGGACUUUUAAGCAGCUUACAAUUAAUUACAGGUAUUUUCGAGGCACAUUUGUGUUGCCGUUCCUUGAACAGUAUUGGAAAUUAUUUUAAUGAAUAUGCAAAUUAUUUUGGAUUACCAACCAAAAAGGCAAUUUGUUUAGUUGCGUUUUAAUGAACUAUUAAUAUUUUUUUAACAAAAAUUUAAAAAGUGUGUUUAAUUUUGCUUAGGACCAACUAACCAAUUAAAUACAUGAUAUUGAACCCAUUUUCAUCUCAAAAGUUGGAAGAAUAAUGAAAACUGCUCUUAAUUAUAAAGUUCACUUUGAAAUAAUAUGGUUUCUGUCAUGUGUCACCAGCUUUAUUUGAACAUGCUAAUCAGUAAAAGAUAUUAUUUAAGAUGUAGCACUUAUUUAGUGCAUUAUUCUCCCCUCUUUUUCUUCUCUGUGUGGUUAUCGGCUAAAUUACAUUCCUUGUAAUUGAACACAAAUGCACUUGAACUUUAGAAUAAAAGUCUUUCACUGCUUCAUUGAUGACUGUUCUCCUGCUAUAAACCAAAAUAGAUCAGAUUUUACUCUGGAGUGUGAAAUAUGAAAAACAGCGUAUCAAAACAAAAUACACUCUUUAUGUACGCUUGAAAUC
Messenger RNA from Carassius carassius (crucian carp), 3252 nucleotides. RefSeq names its product cell cycle progression 1 (gene ccpg1). NCBI's taxonomy places the organism in Eukaryota, Metazoa, Chordata, Actinopteri, Cypriniformes, Cyprinidae. Gene Ontology annotation, cellular component: membrane. The transcript is spliced from 11 exons. Bases 163 to 2505 code for a protein of 780 amino acids. The record is from RefSeq and is a predicted model, not a curated record.